GUAGGUCUUCCAAACAUAUUUUAAUUUGCACAUUGAAUUCUGUUCUCCUUUAGAGAACGGAGAGAGACAAUGGAUUCAAAAAUGGAGGAGAAAGAUUUUCUAGCAUGCUGUGGCAGCAAGAAAUUUGCAGAAGAAAUGACCUCAUCUGGCCCCUUUGCCAACUUGGAUCAAGCUAUUGAUGCAGCGAGAGACAUAUGGUUCAACAAGGUCGAUGUGAAUGGUUGGCUUGAAGCGUUCGCUGCUCAUCCCCAGAUCGGCCAAAACCCAUCUGCUAAACACCCAAGUGAUACCAGUGCACAGUGGAGCAAGGGAGAGCAAUCAACUGCGUUGCAAACGGCCACUGAUUCUAGCUUACAGGAACUAUCUGACUGGAAUGCUCGGUAUUGGAAAAAAUUUGGAUUUGUUUUCCUUAUAUGUGCAUCUGGGAGGACUGCUUCCGAAAUACUUGCUGAAUUAAAGAGACGGUACCCAAACAGGCCCAUAGUUGAGUUUGAGAUUGCAGCCCAGGAACAAAUGAAAGUUACUGAACUGCGUCUUGCCAAGCUUUUUUCAACUCAAGUGAAAGCUGCUUCAAUCAGCACUCAAAACCCCGAAACUGCUGCAAAAAAAGCUGGAGAAGAUCGUGUGAGCAUAAUUGGAGCACAUCUGACUGCUACUUCUGAGGCUUCCGCUGGAAAAACACCCCAAAUUUCACCUCGCACUCGUCCACCAAUCACAACCCAUGUUUUGGACGUUGCACGUGGAUCUCCAGCUGCUGGCAUUGAGGUGCGUCUAGAAAUGUGGAAAGGCAAUCAGCCCCGUCCAUUGUUUGGCCAGGAAGAUGAGGGUGGUUGGGUCCUUGAAGGGUCCUCCAUUACAGAUAAAGAUGGGCGAAGUGGUCAACUGAUGAGCAUGAUUGAUGCCCUGAACCCUGGCAUAUACAAAAUAAGUUUCAACACUGGCAAGUACUGCCCAUCUGGGUUCUUUCCCUAUGUCUCCAUCCUGUUUGAGAUCAAGGAGUCACAGAAAUGGGAGCAUUUUCACGUUCCUCUGCUGCUUUCUCCAUUUUCAUUCUCUACUUACCGAGGCAGCUAGAACUUUGCCAUCAGUUUGUUGAUAAACAGUUUGUACAUUUCUGGGCAAACAGUCUGAGAUACUCUUAUCUCUUUAUAUGGUUGGAAAUUGAAGUAGAACAAAUAAUAAUGCUGGGAUGCUUCUA
Molecule: messenger RNA, 1198 nt
Organism: Vitis vinifera (wine grape)
Lineage: Eukaryota; Viridiplantae; Streptophyta; Magnoliopsida; Vitales; Vitaceae
Product: uric acid degradation bifunctional protein TTL
Exons: 6
Coding region: 70-1074 (334 amino acids)
Biological process (GO): purine nucleobase metabolic process
Molecular function (GO): hydroxyisourate hydrolase activity; carboxy-lyase activity
Source: RefSeq, a predicted model, not a curated record